AUUUUAAUGGGUCCUUUCUUCUUCUCUGAAGAUCUCUAGUAUCUCGUUUCGUUUCUCUGUCUUGUGGUUGUUUCUUGAGAACCUGUUCUUGCUAAGUUUAUCUGAUAAAAGGAUUUUUGAAGAUUUGGAAUUCUGAUUUUGCUGAUUGAUUUUUGAAUUUGGAAAGGGAAAGAGAAGGUUAAUGGCUGGAAUUUGUUGUGAAGUUGUGGGUGAAAGUGAGGCAGUUGCUGCAGUUGUUGAACCGAGCUCACGACCUUCAAGGCGGAGAAAAUUGGAACUCCUACCAUUCAAGUUAAUCGCUGAUGCGGCUGUGCAGCCACCGUUGGAAAAUAGCGGAAAACAGGUGAAACUCGAUACUUGUACACUUUCACUCGGUGAACCUCCACUAAAGCGUCCCCGUGACUGCGACAACGCAGUGGAGAAUUGCAAACCGGAAGAACAUAAGUGUAAAGAAAAUGAACAAAAUGAAGAAUUUGAGAAGAAUGAACGUUUUAAGCAUCAAUCAGUCAGCGGCGGCUCAGAUUCGGCGAAUUUGGACCAUGAAUUGGCAGAGGAAUCGGUGAAAUUCGGCACGACUUCUGUUUGUGGUAGAAGAAGAGACAUGGAGGAUGCAGUUUCUGUAAGGACGUCGUUUGCCGGCGGGAAAACUUCUUUCUUUGGUGUAUUUGACGGUCAUGGUUGCUCUCAUGUGGCGAUGAAGUGUAAAGAUCGGCUGCAUAAGAUAGUGAAAGAAGAAAUCGAAACAUUCGAAGAUUUGAAGUGCGUUGAGUGGAAGGAAACGAUGGAGAGAAGCUAUGCGAAGAUGGACAAGGAGGUGGACAAGUGGUGCAUCGACGGAGAUGAUAAGAACACUAACUGCCGUUGCGAGCUCCAGACUCCACAGUGCGACGCCGUUGGCUCAACGGCUGUAGUUGCAAUUGUGACGCCGAACAAGAUCGUCGUCUCCAACUGCGGCGACUCCCGCGCUGUGUUGUGUCGCAACGGUGUCGCUAUCCCUCUUUCCUCCGAUCAUAAGCCUGACCGACCGGAUGAAUUAGCUCGAAUCCAAGACGCCGGUGGCCGUGUAAUCUAUUGGGACGGUGCAAGGGUCUUGGGUGUUUUGGCCAUGUCGAGAGCAAUUGGCGACAACUAUUUAAAACCGUAUGUAAUAUCGGAGCCGGAGGUGACGGUGACGGAACGGACGGCGGAGGAUGAGUGUUUGAUACUGGCAAGCGAUGGCUUGUGGGACGUGGUAUCAAAUGACACCGCAUGUGGAGUCGCACGUAUGUGCCUGCGUGCACAGAGGCCGAAGCGGAAAUCACGGCCGGGUUCGCCUGGCAGCGACGCCGUCGUGGGCAGUAAUACGGGUGAAAGCUCCGAUAAGGUCUGCUCGGAUGCUUCAAUACUGCUGACGAAGCUGGCCCUGGCUAGGCAUAGUACGGACAAUGUGAGCGUUGUCGUGGUUGAUUUGAGGAGGAAUCAACCGGCAUCAUCAUGAAUCACUAGUACAUAAUAUUGUAAUUAGAAAAAAAAAUUGUUCUUUUCAGCUUCAAAUUGUAACUUUGUAGAAUUUCCUGGAAGGGGGAAAAAUUAGAGAAAAUGGGGACUUGGGAUUUAGUUUUUGAGAGAAUCUCCUUCUGAAAGAGGGAGGAAAGUUUAAAGAAAAUGGAAAUUUUCUUUUCGAGGUUUAAUCCUUGAUCGUAUAGUUCAAUUUAAGUGGUAAAGCUUCUGAUUUUUUUUUUUUUUUGAGCUUGUGAUUUGUGUUUGUGGAUUUGUUAUGUAAUUGUUCAACUCAGCCUUCUCAAUCAUUCCUUGAUAAUUAAUUUUAAAGAGUUCUUGGGUAUUGGACUCCUCUCUUAA
Manihot esculenta (cassava) is the source of this 1839-nucleotide messenger RNA. Its product is annotated as protein phosphatase 2C 37. Gene Ontology annotation, biological process: protein dephosphorylation. Gene Ontology annotation, cellular component: nucleus; cytosol. NCBI's taxonomy places the organism in Eukaryota, Viridiplantae, Streptophyta, Magnoliopsida, Malpighiales, Euphorbiaceae. The coding region runs from base 182 to 1477 and encodes 431 amino acids. The record is from RefSeq and is a predicted model, not a curated record. Gene Ontology annotation, molecular function: protein serine/threonine phosphatase activity; cation binding. The transcript is spliced from 4 exons.